Colossoma macropomum (tambaqui) is the source of this 3270-nucleotide messenger RNA. It is a transcript of the gene rpain, whose product is annotated as RPA interacting protein. Gene Ontology annotation, biological process: protein import into nucleus. Bases 362 to 1042 code for a protein of 226 amino acids. NCBI's taxonomy places the organism in Eukaryota, Metazoa, Chordata, Actinopteri, Characiformes, Serrasalmidae. The transcript is spliced from 7 exons. Gene Ontology annotation, cellular component: PML body; nucleus. The record is from RefSeq and is a predicted model, not a curated record.
UAAACGGAGCUGAUGAAAUGGACAGAGUGUAGAAACAAUGUAUACUGAAACCUUAACCUAUUUUUUCAGAGUUGUGACUUGCUGUCUUAAAAUAAUGACUUACCGUUCUGAAAUAAUUACCUGCUUUCUUUUGACAUAGUAAGUUUUUAUUUUGAGAUUUUGAGAUAAAAAAGCAAUUAUUUCGAGAUACUACUUUGAAGAAGUAGUAAGAACUACACAUCCCAGCCGUCCAGGAACUACUUCCGUGUUGAAAGGUUCAAAAGUCGCUGAUUGGCUGAGCGCCGCAGCCGAAGACGAGCUGAAGGUGUUUGUUGUCCUGAACCUGCAGCGAGCCGUAGCAACGGUUCUCAUUUUGUACAGUAUGGACGCGUUACAGAGGCACAGGUCUCUGUACAAGGGCACCACUCCACCAUGGAAGGAGACAUACAGAAAGCGCUGCGUGGAGAGGCUGAAGAACAGUCGGUCCCGGUUACUGGAGAAGUACCGUCAGAUGUCAGACUGCACUGGGGGCUCGAAGAGCUCUCUGCUUGUCCAGGAGGUCAUGGAGAUGGAGUGGAAUGCCUUACAGUCUUCCAACCAGUCACUGCCUUCACUGUGGAGGAAAGAUGGCAUCAAAGACAUGUACAGCGACAUGCAAGAAAAUGACGAGCUGGCAAUUUUAGAGGAAAUUCAACAGGAGCUCAUGUCUCAAGAACGUUCUAUCAUAGAGGAAUACCACAAAAGCCAGCAAUACGAAGAACAGUAUUUAAGUGUAGUUGUGGACGGAAUGGAAGAAGACGGAAAGCUCAUAUGUCCUGUGUGUCACGUGAAUAACCUAACAGUGAACAGUCACUUCACAUCAUGUCCCUGUGGCCUUUAUAUCAACACUAUGGGUAGGAAUAUAACACCAGAAGUGCUCCAGCGUCUGCUUGAGGCGAGGGUAACCGAACACAUGGAAGACUGUCUCCAGAACCCCGUAUUCUCUGUGGCCUCUAACAUGGAGGGUUCACCUAACCUUAUGAUAAGCUGCAAGGCAUGUGAUUACCUCUCUAUUGUCCUGUGACAAUCUGCUGUGCAACAGUGAGGAUUAUGGGAGUUGAUGUCCUGUAACCAUGGGAGUUAUUUCCCUCGGAAGAUUUGUAUUUUAUUUCUGUGAAAUAAUAAAGCUAUAUUAGUCACUUAACUUUUAAACACUUGCUUUUACACUAUGGUAUUUAUGCAGGGGUGUAGCUCUUGCAUUAAAGCUGCUACUUAGGUCAAGGUUGCUCUGAGCAAUAGGAGAAUUCAUGCUAUUCUGUACAGUUAGUACAAAUAUAAUAAUGCAUAUAAUUUAGUGACUUAGAUUUCUUAAGGUGCCGUUAAUAGAUUUAAAAAUGGCCAAAAACAUAUCAAAACUAUUGCAGUUAGUGUUGGCAAGGGAGGAGUUGCAUGUUAGAUGCAAAUGGAACUACAGUCUGCAGGAAAGAUUUUAAGGAGGGUUGGUGACCAUGGAUUAUAGCUUUCCAUUCAUUUAGUCACUGAACAUGCAGCGUAAGCCAGAGUUUUUCAACUCCAGGGGCCUUUUACAGAAACUUCCUAUCUUACUGACUUCUGACUCUAACUUCUUAUCCUUUUGUUUUAAGAUCUGACGGGUCAGGAUAAGAUUUUUCACAAAUUUGUAUCACAGAAGCAAAUCUUAUUAAUUUAGGAAUCUUAUCUUACAGCACCUUAUCUCGAGUUAGGAAAUCUCAACCUGCUCGAUCAAGGUUGACGAUCAACUGUCACGUCUGUUACCUAGCAACUGACUAUACGUGCACGGCUGAAACGUAAACACAAUCAAGACAGUCAAAUUAGUUAGCUAGACAGAUCGCUACUGUUACUGAAAGUCAAACAAAACUAAAGUGUGUGUAUGGAGGCCUGAUGGGAUAUCCUGUAUGAAUAAAAAUAAGGUGUGGGGAAGAGAUGAUUAAGUCGUGGCCACGAGUUAGUAAGGCAUUGGAAUAAGAUCAUGCCAUAUUAAGCUGUGGUCUAGGCUUAAUUGUCUCAUUCCCACGCCUUUUUACUUAUAUGGGAUGUCACCAGCAGGGCUUGGUAAAAAUGUAAUAAACUGGAAGUUGAGUAUUGUGACAGCGCUAGGGCUUGUUUAUCAGAGGGUCGCUGCUUUCCAGAUUCAGUUUCCCUGAAUUUGGGAGGGGACAGUGAAUAUUGUGUCUGCUAUUUUUAAAACGGUGUUAGGAAAAAAAAAAACCCAAGUCAAAGCACCGUUUUCAGUGUAGAUAAAUUGUAGUGUCGUUAUGCUACUUAGAGUCAGAGCCAUGUAGAGAUGGCUGUAGAUCUACAUGGCACUGGUUAUAAUGAACUAUGCUGCCUGUCACUGCAUAAACCAAUAGAAACAGAAGUUAACACACCUUUGGGGUUGGCAAAGUUAGACAGAAUUCAGGUAAUUCUGUCUAGUUAGGAUCUUUCUGCAAUACUGUUUUCUUAUCAGGAGUUAAUGGAUAUGAUUCUGAACUUAAGAACUGUUGUUCUCUAACAGCUUCUGUCCUAAAUAACUGAAGUUAUCAUGGUGACUAAACAGAUAAGAUUUCAGAGUUAAGAAGUUUCUGUAAUACAGCCCCUAAUCUUUAAGCUAGUUUCCUCUCCUAGAUUUUAUAUCACUGAUUAGAGACCUGGCAUCAUGUUUACCAGUGACUGCAAAAUCCAGGGCUGGAUUGGAUUCAGUACUAACUAUGGAACCUCCCUCUUAUUAUCACUUUUUUUCUUAAACCCUUGGACCCUUGCAGAUACAAUACAAUGACUUCUGUCUCACAGAAUGUAGGUCCAAAGUCUGAAAGACCAGAGAUUUAGACCAAGCAUUUGAUUAAGUCAAGGAAAGCAAAGAACAGCAGAGCAGGGAUUUCCCAUCUUAUCUGCAAAGAAAAUCUGCAGUGCCUCUUUGUGUAUAAGAUUGGAGUUGCAGUAGAGCAACAGUUUAAAUGCUUUGAAUGGGUCUUGCAGAGGAUAUAAUGGUGUACAUUCUGUCCAAUUGUUUUGUUUCAGUAUUGGAGAGCAGGGUUACAUAGCCAUCUGAUUUAAUUUAAAAAGCAAUAAUCACACUCACAGAACUGUUUAUUUUUUUUAUUUUUUUUUGAAUGCCACUGUUAAAUAUUUCCAUGUCAGAAUGAUACAAUUGUCUUUUCUUAAACAAUUCCUAAUCAUGAAAAACUGUCUUCUAUUUUAACUGAUUACUGAGUGACUCACUGUUUUGAAGACGUUUUUUGUUUAAAGGACAUUUGACAGUUGGACUACAUUAACCAGUACAGGGGCAAUUCA